CGACACGUGAAGAACAAGGACACAGCCAGCGCCGGCUGGACCAGGGCAGGAGCUGGGAGGGCCUGACCAGAGGCCUGGGGCAGCGGAGCCGAACCCAGAGCUCCCACAGCCGCCCCUUUCCCAGGCUGGGUCAUGCGCUGCCCUAAGUGCCUUCUCUGCCUGUCAGCACUGCUCACGCUCCUGGGCCUCAAAGUGUACAUUGAGUGGACGUCAGAGCCUCGACUGAGCAAGGCCUAUCUGGGACCGCAGGGCACCCUGCCAGGCUCCACACCAGUCAGUCCCGAGCCCACCCUGCCAGCUAACCUGUCGGCCCGUCUGGGCCAGACUGGCCCACUGCCCUCGGCUUACUGGAACCAGCAGCAGUGGCGGCUGGGGACCCUGCCCAGUGGGAACAGCACUGAGGCGGGGGACUGUGGGGCUUGGGGGGCUGCUGCCGCUGCUGAAAUCCCCGAUUUCACCUCCUACCCUGAGGACCUGCGCCGCUUCUUGCUGUCAGCAGCCUGCCGGAGCUUCCCUCGGUGGCUGCCUGGAGGUGGCAGUGGCCAAGUGCCCAGCUGUGGGGACACCAACAUCCCCUACCUGCUGUUGGCUGUCAAGUCAGAACCGGGACACUUUGCUGAACGACAGGCUGUGAGGGAGACCUGGGGUGGUCCCGCUCCCGGAAUCAGGCUGCUCUUCCUGCUGGGGUCCCCAGUGGGUGCGGGGGGCCCUGACCUAGGCCCCCUGGUGACCUGGGAGAGCCACCGCUACCGUGACCUGCUGCUUUGGGACUUCCUGGACGUCCCCUUCAACGAGACGCUCAAGGACCUGCUGCUGCUGUCCUGGCUGGGCCAGCACUGUGCCAGCGUGAGCUUCGUCCUGCAGGCCCAGGACGACGCGUUCGUGCACACUCCGGCCCUGCUGCAAUACCUGCGGGCCCUGCCACCCAGCGGAGCCCGAGGCCUCUACCUGGGUGAGGUCUUCACCCAGGCCAAACCCCUCCGGAAGCCUGGAGGACCCUUCUACGUGCCUGGGUCCUUCUUUGAAGGUGACUACCCGGCCUAUGCCAGCGGGGGUGGCUACAUCAUCGCUGGGCGCCUGGCACCCUGGCUGCUGCAGGCGGCAGCCCGUGUGGCACCAUUCCCCUUCAAUGAUGUCUACAUUGGCCUGUGCUUCCGUGCCCUGGGCCUGGCGCCCACGGCCCACAAAGGCUUCCUCACAGCUUGGCCAGCAGACCAUAAGGCUGACCCCUGUGCACUCCGUGACCUGCUGCUGGUGCGGCCCCUCAGACCCCAGGACAGUAUUCGGCUCUGGAAACACCUGCAGGACCCUCAGCUCCACUGCUGAGCCUCAGUGGGGUUGGGAGGGGAGGGCUGACCCGG
Molossus molossus (Pallas's mastiff bat) is the source of this 1361-nucleotide messenger RNA. RefSeq names its product UDP-GlcNAc:betaGal beta-1,3-N-acetylglucosaminyltransferase 8 (gene B3GNT8). The record is from RefSeq and is a predicted model, not a curated record. Gene Ontology annotation, molecular function: protein N-acetylglucosaminyltransferase activity. Gene Ontology annotation, cellular component: membrane. The coding region runs from base 133 to 1326 and encodes 397 amino acids. The transcript has 2 exons. Lineage: Eukaryota; Metazoa; Chordata; Mammalia; Chiroptera; Molossidae.